UGCGCGGUGAGGCCGGUCAGGUGGAAUGGCGGGGUUCGCGGAGCUGAACGUGCCGGCGCUGGCGGACAGGAAGGUGUUGCGGGGCGUACUGGAGGCGGCGGCGCGGCUGGGAUACUCAACUGUUGCAGUUAACCAUGUCAUUGAUUUUAAAGAAAAGAAACAGGAAAUUCCUAAACCGAUCUCUCCUUCAGAACUGCUUCCAUCUUUGCCUAUAAUACCGGGAAAAUUGAAACCAAUCAAAAUUGUAACCCGACUAACGCUUGUAGUUUCUGAUCCGUCUCACUGCAAUGUGUUGAGGGCAACAUCUUCAAAUAUAAGGUUAUAUGACAUCAUAGCAGUGUUUCCAAAGACAGAGAAACUCUUUCAUGUCGCUUGCACAAAUUUAGAUGUGGAUCUCAUCUGCAUAAGUGUAACAGAAAAGCUGCCAUUCUACUUCCGAAGACCACCUGUUAACAUGGCAAUAGAUCGAGGCAUUUACUUUGAAGUCCUUUACACCCCAGCCAUCAAAGACUCCACAAUGAGAAGAUACACAAUUUCAAAUGCACUCAGUCUGGUGCAGAUCUGCAAAGGAAAGAACGUAAUUCUAUCUAGUGCAGCUGAACGGCCUUUAGAACUGCGAGGUCCUUAUGAUGUAGCUAAUCUAGGCUUAUUGUUUGGCCUUUCUGAAAGUGAUGCCAAGGCAGCUGUUUCAACCAACUGCAGAGCCAUCCUUCUCCAUGGAGAAACCAGGAAGACAGCCUGUGGUGUGGUAUACACCAUGAAGAAACCUCAACUGGUUGAGGAGGAAGAAGAGACCCUUCCAGCAUGCAAAAGAGUCAAGACUCAAGUAUGAGGAUCAAAACCAGAAGGCACUUCCUCUCACCUUCCUCCCAACCCCUUCCUGGAUUCACUACUUCACUGUUCAGAAUGGAGUAUAUACAUUUUUAUAUAUGUAUUUAAGUAAAAGAGAUGCAGGAAUAGGGCUGAUAUAUUAACAGUGCUUCACCACAGCCAAAAGCUCUUUCUUUUGGUUUCAGAGGGCUAAGCUGCUUCGCCUGUUUAGAGUCAUGGUCUACUCCCAACCCUAUUCUCAGUCAUGGGGGUAAGAAACAUUGCAGUAUUAGAAUUUAAAAAUGUUACCACAAGUUGUAUGACUUUGUUUCUUUCUAUAUUAAAAUAAUUUUCCAAUGAGCCCUUUUA
This is a messenger RNA of Gavialis gangeticus (Gharial), 1179 nucleotides long. It is a transcript of the gene RPP30, whose product is annotated as ribonuclease P/MRP subunit p30. Gene Ontology annotation, biological process: tRNA processing. Bases 26 to 832 code for a protein of 268 amino acids. Gene Ontology annotation, molecular function: RNA binding. Lineage: Eukaryota; Metazoa; Chordata; Crocodylia; Gavialidae. Gene Ontology annotation, cellular component: nucleolar ribonuclease P complex. The transcript is spliced from 11 exons. The record is from RefSeq and is a predicted model, not a curated record.